AGCAUGUUCGGCGAAGAAGAGCAAGCAGGAAACUAAACAGGAAGGAGUAGAAGCAGGAAGGAAUGCAUCGGUGAUUUGGUUUAUGCUGUUUUUAGAUUAUUCCGUUUUCGUUUCACAUUUUUUUUAAUGCAAGAGAAAGGGUUCUUUGGAGAUACGGGAAAUAUGUAAAAGGCACCGUUCUGCCAGGAGGAUUCAAGUCAGUGUAAGGUCCAUCAUUCUCUACGGAGACAUCCUGAGCGUACCAGGCAGGGAACCAACAGCAGUCUUUCAACAUGGCAUAUCGACAUGGUCGGGUAUCAAUUAGAGAAGCAUAUGAAGAUCACUUCUCAGCAAUGGGUGCAAGAGAUGUACGAGAGGUGAAAGUCCAUCGAGUCGUCAAUAUCGUUGAAAAGAGGAAUUCUAUGCCUCGACCAAUGGACGGGUACGACAGAGGCUAUGAUGAUGACCAGUGGUAUGGUGGUCCUCGAAAUUACGCGAGAGAAUGUCACGGUGAAGAUGGUUACCCGCCCAGUGAUCGCAGAUACUAUGAGGAAAGCCACAGUUAUCGCAGAAAUUCUCCACCCCCACGAAAUGAGAGCCAGUACUCCCAGCAGUCCUACAGCAGAGAUGAUUUGAGGCAUCAGUUAGGCUCAAGGCACCGUGGCAGACCUGCCCCCCAGUUCCGCAGCAGAGGACGAGGCUCAGGUCCUCCUCGAAGACAUGACCGGAGUGAUCACCGGAGCUCUCCGCCUAUAGUGGUCAAACGGGAACGCUCUCCUGUAAGCAGGGAACUCCCGCCACCAGUGCGCUCCGGAUCCAACACAAGCAGCAGGAGCUUCUCCCCCGACAGGGACAAAGGCCACCUCCACCAGCAGGCCCAGAAAAAGCAUAAGUCCAGUGUACCCACCAGCCACACUCCUAGUAGCUCCGCGGAGGGCUCUCCUCACAGUUCAGGAUCUUCAAAGGAAAAAACUCCUGGAUCUGUGGCGGAGACGGAGGAGGUGGUGGCUGCCAGCAUGGAGCCAAAGCUGACAUCAGAGGAAGACAUCAAGGCUCGCCGGUUGGAGGCCAUUAAAGCUAAGGCUCUGGAAAUCGAGAAGCAUUACAGGCAGGACUGUGAGACAUUUCGCACUGUGGUGAAGAUGCUGGUGACCAAGGAGCCAAGUUUGGAUAAUCUGCUGCAGGCUCCACUGGAUGCAAACCUGUCUGAGAUCAAACAACGCUGCCUUGAUGACCUGAGGCAUUUUGUGAAGGAACUGGACGAGGCCAUCACCCAAGGGAGAGAUGGGCCUGACCAUGGCAGCUUCAACAUAUCUUCUGCCACCCAUGUCCCGAUGAAAGAGGAUAUUCCAAAAAUUUGUUCAGUAACCCCAACCAGCACUGACAGAAAACAAGAAGGAGGAAAGCAACCUGGAAAUACAGGGGACUCUGCCCAUUACAUAGCCAGGAAUCAAGGAGGAGGAAAGCAAACUGGGAAUACAGAGAACUCCACCUCUGGCCCAGAAAUAUAUGUACCUGUGAAACAAGAGAACCUGGCCACUCUUGGACCAGAAAACAGCUACUCUGAACCAAUGGAGUUGCUAUCUGCGAGCGCCCCACCUCCUGCCAAGCAAGGCUCCAUGGAGGACAUUACAAAGCGCCUGCAGCUGUACAGCCACAGAGGUGAAAAAUUCAGAAAUUAUCAACUCUCAGAUCCCAUUGCCUGGCGGGAUAUAACCUACGCCAGACCAGGAUGGGUACCAAACAGCCUGCCGUAUCUCCAGAUUGGUGAACGGUACUGGGAACUAAAGGCUGAAAGCACUUUUUCCUUUGCUAAAACCCCAGGACAUGCAAAAAGUCAGAUGAAGGAUAAGGUGGUCUGUGGAUUAACCUUUUAUAAUCAUGAUGAAGGCCCUUGGUGCGAGGUCCAGUCUGAAAAUGGGGCCAGGAUCUGUAUCCUCGCCGCCCCUCCAUCAACCACACGCGUCCCACCUUUGACUGUGCAGGAACCAGUCGGAACAGAAUGUGAAAGUGGAUGCUAGGAGAGGGUCGAGGCCAAGGUUGCAUUCUGCCAGUGCUCCCUACCAGAGUACACACAAGGGGAACCAAGCUUAAAGGUCCAGUGUGUGGGAUGUAGGUGCUGAAAUGUACUAUCAUAUUUAUUAUAAUAUUUGAAUCCAUGUAUAAUAACCUUCUUUUAUGAGUUUCUGCCAUGUUGCACUGCCAUUUGUCUACAGUAGCCCAUAAUGGACAAACCAGACACUGACUCUUGAGAGGGACUUCUGGUUUUUUAUGCAGCCUCCGUAUGGGAGUGUGAGAUGAUGGGUGUGCAGUUGGUUGCAUUCUGUAACUUGAUCCUGCAUACAUAAAUCAUGCAUACUGUAUCACCAGUGAGGAGCGUUGCAUUACGUUUUCAACAUAUAUAGGCAAAAACUCCUCCUCAGCUCCAUUGUAUAAAAGAACACAGACUGAGGUAGUAAGGUUCAUGGGAAACAAUACAUAUAACUAUAUAGAAGUGGCAAGCAUAGUAACUUUUACUCUGUAUUGUAUUUUGCACAAUGCUUGAGACCUUUUGGUGAAUAAAUCCAAGUAGAUAAUAGGAUCUAUGAAAAGACA
This is a messenger RNA of Acanthopagrus latus (yellowfin seabream), 2574 nucleotides long. Its product is annotated as periphilin-1. The record is from RefSeq and is a predicted model, not a curated record. Gene Ontology annotation, biological process: protein localization to heterochromatin; negative regulation of DNA-templated transcription; negative regulation of gene expression, epigenetic. Gene Ontology annotation, cellular component: nucleoplasm. The coding region runs from base 273 to 2000 and encodes 575 amino acids. The transcript has 11 exons. NCBI's taxonomy places the organism in Eukaryota, Metazoa, Chordata, Actinopteri, Spariformes, Sparidae.